Didymodactylos carnosus is the source of this 372-nucleotide messenger RNA. NCBI's taxonomy places the organism in Eukaryota, Metazoa, Rotifera, Eurotatoria, Philodinida, Philodinidae. The record is from the annotation of a GenBank genome assembly.
AUGAAACUUACUAGAUAUAUCAAUGGUAAAAGUAAAGAUACACCUUUAUGUAUCGCUCUUCUUUGUUCACCAUAUGAUACAUGUGACAAUUUCAACCGAACAACUGAUAAAUGUUCGUAUAUUUUACAUGUACAUUUCGAUGGUAUCGAUUCAUUUCCUGGCGUUAUAACUAGUGCUAAAUUGAUUUAUGCAAUACCUAUGAAGUUAAAACAUCAUGAGAAAGAAAAAGGCUUCAAAGAAGCUGCUGAUAUGUGUUUUCAAGAUUAUGAUGAAACAAACGAAGAUGCCACGUUCGACGCAAAUGAUUGUAACAAGCAUAUUGAAGAUUUUAAUAAAUACGCCAAUGAAUUAUCAAAAAAGUUAGCGAAUUGA